AUAAUUUACUUUUCAGGCAGUCUCUUCAAAUGUCUGUUUACAUUUAUCAGGUGGUUGAAGACGGCUUGGAAGAAUAAUAAAGAUUUACGUAACUUGUGAUAAGCAAUAACUAGUUAGCGUCAUGGAGCUGUUGGAUUACUGCAGGAGUUUACCCAAAGUGGAGCUCCAUGCCCACCUAAAUGGCUCUCUCAGUGAUGCCACAGUGCUGAAAUUGCUGAGUGCCAGGGAACAGCAGGAUGGUGACUUCUUGGCCUCAGCGGAAGUCACUAUAAAGAGAGGCCACCAGCGCACCCUGGAAGAGUGCUUUCAAGUGUUCCGGAUCCUGCACUCCAUCACGGAUAACUUGGAGGCCAUGCAAACCAUCACUCAGGACGUGAUUCAGGAAUUUGCUGCCGACAAUGUGAAGUACUUAGAGCUGAGGACAACUCCCAAGAACAUCCCCAAUAAAAUGACCAAGAAGGAGUAUAUGGAUACUGUUUUAGAAGCCACUGUUGAAGCAAUGAAGAAGAGCAACAUCAGGGUUUGCCUCUUGCUGUCUAUAGAUAGAGCAAGAGGUGUGGAGGAUGCUUGGUCAACCCUUCAGUUGGCCAAGGAGUACCUCACACAUGAUGUAUUUGGCCCUCUUGUCUGUGGCUUGGAUGUGAGCGGCAACCCACACUCUGGGGAUCUGAAGGAUUAUCUCCCUGUACUGCAGGAGGCACAGAAGUGCGGCCUCAAGCUGGCAGUGCAUCUGGCAGAGGUAUCCAGUGAUACAGAAACCCUGACAAUGUUGAACAGUGGUCUAGUGGAUCGCAUUGGACACGGCACCUUCAUCCACCCUGAUGCUGGUGGCUCCAAGGAACUGCAUGCUGUUGUCAGGAAGCAAAACCUACCAUUAGAAUUGUGUAUUUCAUCCAACAUCAAGUCAGGAACAGUGAAGAGUGCCUGCCAUCACCAUCUGGGCUUCUGGAAAAAAGAAAAUCACCCAGUUGUGAUCUGUACUGAUGACAAAGGUGUGUUUUCCACAUCCCUGAGUGAAGAGUUUUACUUGGGAGCUCAGACAUUUCAUCUCAGUGAAGGUGAUCUCCACAGUUUGUGUUUGAAUGGUGUUGAUGCUGCAUUCCUCCCUCAGGUAGAAAAACAGAAACUCAGGCAGGAGGUUCAGAAAGACCUUGAUUCUUUAAAGGGAAAGUUAACAUGUCAGUAAUACUCAUAUGUUAUUUGUAGCACUGUUUCAACUUUUUCAUCAUUAGAAUGUAUGAAAUCUGAUUGUCAUUAUGAAAUUGACAUACAUGUAAUUACAAGCAAUUCAAAUUUAAAAGUGGAAAAAAUUCAACAUACGGGAUGAAAAGUAAACACUCAUAAUAUAGUGGGUGAUUCACUGCAGCUUUAAUGUUAAUUGGGUAGGUUAGUUUGUAUGCUGAAUAUUAUGAGAUGAGCACUCAUAUCACGGCAUGUCUCCAAGCUCCCUUAAUUCAGUAUGAACUUUAUGUAGGAAAUACUUGUGAAUUUGAAUGUACUUGCUGGUGCCUUGUUGUGCCUAUCUUCCUUUGAAGGUAAUGGACAGAUUUAACAAUAGUAAGUGCAGCUGCCAAUUAUGUCUUUAUGUUUGCCAGAUAAUUUAAAAGAAUAUCUUGCUAAGUUGUAACACUGUUAAUAUGAGCUCUAGGUAUAGAAUAAAUGUGGUGGAAUGCACUAGUUAUUAUAAUAUUUUAUUUUAUAUAUUUUAUUAAACCUGUUUCUAUAGAAUGUUUUGUACAAGAAAAUAUAAAUACAGAUUGUGUAUUAGAGAAAUCUCUGAAAAGUAGCACAUUCAUUAAGGAUAGCUUGCCCACAAAAAAAAUAGGUAUAUUGCAUUGAUUGGUGGCAGGUGUACAGGUGUGCUGCAAUUCCUCCAACCACAGUCACACUGUACCUGGGGAGGGAAGGUAACACUUGGAUUAAAUGCUCUCUCUCUCUCUCUCUCUCUCUCUCUCUCUCUCUCUCUCUCUCUCUCUCUCUCUCUCUCUCUCUCUCUCUCUCUCUCUCUCUCUCCAGAGCUUAAAAA
Molecule: messenger RNA, 2026 nt
Organism: Scylla paramamosain (green mud crab)
Lineage: Eukaryota; Metazoa; Arthropoda; Malacostraca; Decapoda; Portunidae
Gene: Ada
Product: adenosine deaminase-like protein
Exons: 9
Coding region: 122-1186 (354 amino acids)
Biological process (GO): inosine biosynthetic process; adenosine catabolic process
Molecular function (GO): adenosine deaminase activity
Source: RefSeq, a predicted model, not a curated record